Strongyloides ratti is the source of this 2145-nucleotide messenger RNA. RefSeq names its product Adenylyl cyclase class-3/4/guanylyl cyclase domain and Heme-NO binding domain and Haem NO binding associated domain and NO signalling/Golgi transport ligand-binding domain-containing protein. The record is from RefSeq and is a predicted model, not a curated record. NCBI's taxonomy places the organism in Eukaryota, Metazoa, Nematoda, Chromadorea, Rhabditida, Strongyloididae. Bases 1 to 2145 code for a protein of 714 amino acids. The transcript has 2 exons. Gene Ontology annotation, biological process: response to oxygen levels; cGMP biosynthetic process. Gene Ontology annotation, molecular function: heme binding; guanylate cyclase activity. Gene Ontology annotation, cellular component: guanylate cyclase complex, soluble.
AUGUUAUGUUCAUAUGAAGAAAAUGAAAAUUUUAAAUAUUUGAUUCCAAUUGAUACUUGUGAUGAUGAUGAUGAAUGUGUUAAAAUUUUUGGUUUUAUUCAUGAAUCAAUUCGUCAGUUAAUGUUCCGAAGAUAUGGUGAAGAAUUUUGGGCAAGUGUACUUGCCAGAGCAGGUUUUGAAAGUGGUAAAGAAAAUAUUGUUAAUCAUUAUUAUCCAGAUUCUGAUACAUAUUCAUUAGUUGAUAGUGUUGCUGCAUUAUCUAAGAUGUCCCGUGAACAGGUAUGGGAAAUGUAUGGAGCUUUUCUUAUUGAAUAUACUAUGGAAAUUGGUUGGGAUGAGUUAUUAAGAACUUUAUCACCUGACUUAAAAGGUUUCCUUGACAAUUUAGAUUCUCUUCAUUAUUUUAUUGAUCAUGUUGUUUAUAAAGCUAAUCUUCGUGGUCCUUCAUUUAGAUGUGAACAAAAUGAUGAUGGAACAAUAACAUUACAUUAUUUUACUGGUCGUCCUGGUUUAUAUCCAAUUGUUAAAGGAGUACUAAGAGAAGUUGCUAGACGUAUUUAUUUAAGUGAAAUAUCAAUAUCAAUAUCUGGAAGAACACAAAGAAGUGUUCAACUGUCAACAGGUGAACGUGUUGAGGAACAUGUUAUAAUGGUUAUAAAAGAAUCAUCUUCAAAAGGUUCAAGUGAAGGUAAUAUAGCAACAUUAAAUGAAACAAAUUCAGAUAGUACUAGUUCCAUCAUAUCUUCAUCUGAUUUAAAAUUUAAUCUUGAAAAUUGUAUUUUAAGAGUAUCACAUAAUGAUUUUUUAACAGCAUUUCCGUAUCAUUUUAUUGUUGAUCGUGAUUGUAAACUUGUUCAAGCAGGAAAAGAUUUAUAUAAACAUAUUUUACCUGAACUUCUUGAACCUGGUACACCAAUUAUACGAAUUUUUGAAAUAACUAGACCACAAAUACCAUUAGAUUUUGAUAAUAUUUGUAAUUUUAUUAAUGCUGUAUUUGUUUUACAAGUAAAAUUACCACCAAGUAAUCUUCAAAAAAUGAAUAAUAAUAGAAUAUUAAAUGAAGUUGAUGGAAAUACCAUGAUGGAAGGUAAUCCUAAUCAACAAUUAAAAUUAAAAGGACAAAUGAUAUUAUUAGAAUCAAAAGCUCAUGUCAUAUACCUUUGUUCACCAUAUGUAACAUCUAUACCAGAACUUUUACAAUUUGGUAUGAGAUUAAGUGCCAUGCCUUUACAUGAUGCCACAAGAGAUUUAAUAUUACUUAAUCAACAAAGAUUAAGUGAUGUUGAGGUUAAUUUACAAUUAGAAGCUAAUAAUGAACAAUUAGAACAAAUGGCUAGAGAUUUAGAGAUGGAAAAAGGUAAAACAGAUGCAUUGUUAAAGGAAAUGCUUCCAGCUACUGUUGCUCAACAAUUAAUAUUAGGAAAAAGUGUUGAUGCUAAAGAAUAUGAAGAGGCAACUGUCAUGUUUUGUGAUGUACCAAAUUUUUAUAAUAUUGUUUUACAUUGCCAACCAAAAGAUGUUGUUCAUUUAUUAAAUGAAUUAUUUACUAAAUUUGAUAGACUUGUUGUUUAUCAUAAUGUUUAUAAAGUUGAGACUGUUGGUGAUUCAUACAUGACAGUAGGUGGUAUUCCAGAAGUAACUGAAAAUCAUUGUGAAUUAAUAUGUCAUGUAGCAUUAGGAAUGUUAUGGGAAGGUAGAACUGUUGAAGAUCCUGUAUUAAAAAAACCAUUACAAAUUCGGGCAGGAAUUCAUUCUGGACCAAUUGUUGCUGGUGUAGUUGGUGCAAAAAUGCCAAGAUAUUGUUUAUUUGGUGAUACUGUAAAUACAGCCAGUAGAAUGGAAAGUCACAGUCCAACAGCUAGAAUUCAUUGUAGUAACAGUGCAUAUGAAGCAGCAAAUAAAUGUGGACGAUUUGAUUUUGAAAAAAGAGGUACUGUUUUUAUAAAAGGAAAAGGAAAUAUGGAAACAUAUUAUUUAAAAAAAAGUUUUAAAAAAAGUAUAUGGGAAAUUAUACAAAGAGAUAGAGAUGAAAAUAUUAAUUCAAUAGAUGGUUAUAAAGAAUUAGAAGAAGCAUGUGAUCUUGAUACUGAAGUUACCAUAAAUGAAGGCUUAAAAGCACAAUCAAAAACAUGUACAAUAUCUUAA